AUGGCGUCGGUAGCAAGAAGCAUGCGUCCGCUUAUGCGACCUUCAUCCCUCCAGUCUCCACUCCGCCAAAAAGUCCUGUCGAGACCAUGCCUUUCCACCUCACAGUCACGCAGACAAACCACAACCGGCGAACCCAACGAUCUCACAGAUGCCCUACCCACACCCAUCACCCAUUUCUCCGAGACCGAGCACAUGAUGGCCGAGUCUGUCGGCAAGUUCGCCAACGAUGUCAUCCUGCCCAAAGUACGAAGCAUGGACGAGGCUGAAAAGAUGGACCAAGACAUCAUCGAGCAGUGCUUCGAGCAGGGUCUCAUGGGUAUUGAGAUUCCGGAAGAGUUUGGCGGUGCCGGCAUGAACUUCACUGCUGCUAUUGUUGGUAUUGAAGAGUUGGCUAGAGUGGAUCCUAGUGUCAGUGUCAUGGUCGAUGUGCACAACACUCUGGUCAACACGACAGUGCUGAAGUACGGCACCAACGAAAGCAAGCGCAAGUGGUUGCCUCAAUUGGCCACAAACACUGUUGGCUCCUUCUGUCUCUCAGAACCCGUCUCCGGCUCCGAUGCCUUCGCCCUCAAGACCCGCGCCGAAAAGACGGCCGACGGCUACCGCAUCAACGGCUCCAAGAUGUGGAUCACAAACUCCCUCGAAGCCGGCUUCUUCAUCGUCUUCGCCAACCUCGACCCCUCCAAAGGCUACAAGGGAAUCACAGCCUUCAUUGUAGACAAAGACACCCCCGGCUUCAGCAUCGCCAAAAAGGAAAAGAAACUCGGCAUCAAGGCCUCUUCCACCUGCGUCGUAAACUUUGACGACUGCGAUAUCCCCAAGGGAAACUUGCUUGGAGAAGAAGGCCAUGGCUACAAAUACGCCAUUGGCAUCCUCAACGAAGGUCGUAUCGGUAUCGCCGCUCAAAUGACUGGUCUUGCAAUGGGUGCCUUUUCAAAUGCCGCCAGCUACGUCUGGAACGACCGCAAGCAAUUCGGAACCCUCGUAGGAGAGUUCCAGGGUAUGCAACAUCAACUCGCACAAGCGUGGACGGAGAUCUGCGCCGCACGCGCCAUGGUCUACAACGCCGCUCGCAAAAAGGAAGCCGGAGAGGACUUUGUCAUGGAUGCCGCCAUGGCCAAACUCUACGCUUCCCAAGUCGCUGGUAGAGUUUCUGGACAAGCUAUCGAGUGGAUGGGCGGUAUGGGCUUCGUGAGAGAAGGAUUGGCCGAGAAGUACUGGAGAGAUAGCAAGAUUGGUGCUAUCUAUGAGGGAACUAGCAACAUCCAACUUACCACUAUCGCCAAGUUGUUGCAGAAGCAAUAUACCAAGUAG
Aureobasidium pullulans EXF-150 is the source of this 1314-nucleotide messenger RNA. Its product is annotated as acyl-CoA dehydrogenase NM domain-like protein. Gene Ontology annotation, molecular function: acyl-CoA dehydrogenase activity; flavin adenine dinucleotide binding. The record is from RefSeq and is a predicted model, not a curated record. The transcript is spliced from 3 exons. The coding region runs from base 1 to 1314 and encodes 437 amino acids. Lineage: Eukaryota; Fungi; Ascomycota; Dothideomycetes; Dothideales; Saccotheciaceae. Gene Ontology annotation, cellular component: mitochondrion.